Molecule: messenger RNA, 2256 nt
Organism: Botrytis deweyae
Lineage: Eukaryota; Fungi; Ascomycota; Leotiomycetes; Helotiales; Sclerotiniaceae
Exons: 2
Coding region: 1-2256 (751 amino acids)
Molecular function (GO): protein binding
Source: RefSeq, a predicted model, not a curated record
AUGUCUUCCUAUUCAUAUUCAUCGCUUCCGGCAAACGGCGAAAACAUUCGCCUGCUUCGACUGUUACCAAGUGAAGAUGAGGCUGCACCUUUACAUUGCGAGCUCCGAGAUUAUUCUCUACGAAGAUCAACUCCACGAACUCACUUGUACGAGGCUCUAUCUUAUGUAUGGGGUGAUCCAGACAACACUUUGCCAAUAUUUGUAGACAAGAGACAGUUUCAAGUCACAGUGAAUUUACAUGCUGCUCUGUUAUGUCUUCGAGAUCACUCCUUCGAAAGGGUUUUAUGGAUAGAUGCUAUUUGUAUUGACCAGAAUAACAAUGAAGAGAGAAAACAGCAAGUUCAGCUUAUGGCAAGGAUUUAUAACAGUGCGAGUCGCGUUGUAGUUUGGCUUGGAGAGGAGAUAGAAGAAAUAAAGGGAGCACUUGAGGACAUACAAGUAGCUUCUAAUGAAGAGCCAGGAAAAAACUCAAAGGAAGUGAUCAAGAAGGAAAACAUAAUCAAACUUCUUCAAAAUCCAUGGUUCCAACGUAUCUGGGUGCUUCAGGAAGUUGCCGCGGCUCAACAUAUCGUAAUUAUGUGUGGCUCGAUAACCAUUGCUGGAUCUGCAUUCUGCGCGGGAUUGAAGUCCCUAGAGCUCUACUAUACAGAUUCUCCAGAACAGCAGACUCUUCCUUCAGUUGUUGACAUAAUAGAGCGCGCUGGCCUCCAACCUAAAUUUAAAGCGAAUUCGCGAGAAAUGUUCUCCCUGAAGAUACGAUCUUUAGCUGAAUUGAUAGACAUGUUCCAUACUCGUCAAGCCACAGACCGUCGCGAUAAGGUUUAUGCUUUACUUGGUAUGAGCUCUGACGAUCCUGAAAAGACUGGCUUGCAACCCAGUUACGAGACUUCCUGGGAUAAGAUAUUUCGGCAAGUUGUCAAUUUUGUUCUCGGCAAAGAUAUACCCCUGAAGACUUCUAACCAGAGAGCGGUGUUUCAAUGCAAAGGCGUCAUUUUGGGCCAGGUAUCCUCGGUAGAAAGGAACAAUAACCAGCAUAUAAAAAUCGUAUCUGAAUUCCACUAUCGUGCCUUUGGCGACACAAAUAGAUGGACCCUUCAGGCUUCCGCGAUACCUAUCCAAAGGCAUGAUAUUAUCUGUCUUCUACAUGGAGCUUUAAAACCUUCGAUAAUCAGGAUAUGUAAGGAUCACUUUGCCGUUGUCGUGAUUGCAGCGACUCCUUUAAAUUCGAGAACUCAUUUCGACUGGCACCAAGUUUUUCAAUCAAAGACGAAGUCAUUGCGGAGUUUUUUAGUGGUGUGGGAUUGGGAGAGUUCCCAUAGAAAUUUGCAAGAUGAAGAAUACUAUACGACCUUGAAUACAUUCAGUCAAGCCUUGGGAAUUUCAAGAUUAGAGAACGGAAGAUUUUCAGAGAAAGAAACUAGAUUGUGGAAUGAUAUAGCGAUAUUGGAUGACUUGGGAGCAUCCGAAGAAGCAGAUGAGAGACUUAUAGCAGCACAAGAUGAGUACUAUUUGGCAGCAUUUGGUGAAAUGCCAUCUUCGUAUGAGUCGGUGGGUAAAUGCGGUCGGACAAUACUAGCAUUCGCUGCUGCGAAAGGGCAUGAAGAUAUAGUCAAGCUGCUACUAGAUACGAUUCAUCCAGAUGUAAAGGAUGGGCGCACUGGUCAAACACCACUAUGCCUUGCUGUUAAGAGUGGACAUGAAGCAGUUGUGAAAAUGCUACUCGCAACUGGCCAGGUUGAAAUUGACUUGAACGAUUGGCGGAAUUGGAAUUCUACGCUACUAUCGUUGGCUGUUGAAGAUGGGCACGAGGCUAUUGUGAAGCUAUUAUUAGCAACUUGCCCGUUAGGUGCUGAUUGGAAGGACUAUCAUCUGGAGAACUAUUAUCAACAGGAGCUGUUUUGGCAAGCUGCUGAGGAAGGACAUGAAAACAUUGUUAAGCUAUUAUUAGCAACUGGCCUGGUUGAUGCUGAUUCGAAGGACCACAAUCAAGAGACUGCUUUAUUUAAAGCUGCUAAGAAUGGACAUGAGUCUGUUGUGAAACUGUUAAUCGCGAUUGAUAAGGUUGAAAUUAACUCAAAGAGUUCGACGGGUGGAACACCGCUUUUCUGGGCUACUGUGAACAAGCAUGAGACUGUCGUAAAACUGCUACUCGCUGCUGGCCAGCGUCAAGCUGAGUCUGGGGAAUACAAAAUUGAGUCUGAUGUUGAGUCAUCAGAUACUUCGGUUUAUGAAUCAGAUUCAAGCGAACAAAAGUAG